AUGAGUGGAAAUUUCCAUUCAAGUCAAAAAAAUGAUGCUCCUUCUGAAGAAAAUUCUGUUGGAAACGAUUUUUGGAUUGGUGUUGCUCCUUUGUUGGAUAUGGCUGGAACAGCAAGAAUUUUAGGUGUUUUUAUUUAUUUAAAUUUAUUUAGAAUGUCUGAGAGAGAGAGAAAUUUUUAUUUAAUUUACUAA
Messenger RNA from Meloidogyne enterolobii, 192 nucleotides. The record is from the annotation of a GenBank genome assembly. NCBI's taxonomy places the organism in Eukaryota, Metazoa, Nematoda, Chromadorea, Rhabditida, Meloidogynidae.